CAGAUGCACACAUUGGCAUGUGCCCUCCACUCUGGGCAUAGUUGUGUGUUGUGUCAUGCCUGCAGGUAGACAAGGCACCUUUUCAGUGCAGCUGCAUGUGCUCCAGAGAGUUGGGCCUUGUGAACUACGGGUCAGGCCCAUGCGGGCCAUGUGUGUCCUGCACAUGGUUCAGAUGUGUUCAUUUGGGGAUUUAUUUUGUGUUUUAGCUCGUUUCUUUCCCUAGGAUUCCUCUCAUCUGGAUUCUUUUACUUGGACUUGGGGCUCUGGGCUGGUCCCGUUUCCUCUGUCUUUGGCUCUACGUUCUACUCUUUCCUCGUGCUUUUCUACGAGUUCUCCGUUUCUGCUCCUGUGGCUUCAUUUCUCGGCUCUCCCCUGUGUUCUCUGGAAGUCCCUUUUUGUAGCGCUCCGUUCUGGUUUCAGAACAACACAUGCCGUCCUGGGGAUGGCAACGAGGGCAUGUUGUGUGGAGCCUCCUUGGAGGCCUGGUGCAGUGUGGCUCAGACGUGAGUGCGCCUGGUCGUCUGGAGCCUUGUCCUGCUGCUGUCGGCUGCAUGGCCACGGGCACGUUCCCCCUGACCUGUGCCCAGGGUCCUCGUCUGCAGGGUGAUGCUGUCUUCGCCACCUGCAGUCUGUGAGCAUUAGCCUCUCUCCUUAUGACCACGUUUUCAUCUCUGGUGAUGCUGUUUCCUCCACGCUGUGCCCCUGUGUGCCUCGGGCUCCGCCUGCCACCUCAGCCACCUUCAGCUGUGGCCUGAGCCUGCCAGGUGCUGGGGAGUGGGUGAGCACGCUGCUCCCAGCCGAGACCUGCACUCCUCCAGGGCAGCAUGCACACCGCCAGCCUCCUCUCUCCCUGCUGACUGGGCAUCUCCUCUCAGGAAGCAUCAGGAAAGUGAAGGGAGGUCCAGUGGCGACUUGGGCAGGCAUGUGGGAUUGAGGCCUGAGGGACCCAUGGAAAGGCAAACCGUUUUGACUUCAUCAGGGAUUGUCGAGAGUAUGCACCGAGAAUCCCUGGCACCCCCAAGUCCUUCUCAGGGGUACCUGAGGUCCUCUGUCGGCCAGCUCUCGCUGUAUGGGGCUGGAUUCCUUCAUACGCUUCAGGUGAACUGCUGAGACCGCUUGUGCUGGCGGCAGGCAUGGGAGCCCAGCGUUCCUGAGUGUAAGACUCUGCUGCUAUUGGGGAAGAUGUUAUUUUUCAUGAAGAUAUGCUGUUCACAUUAAUAGCUCCGUGGGAAGGUGACCUUCCAAGAAGAUGUCCUAUGGAUCCGUUGCUGGCAGCAGUGGCUUGGGGAGCCAUGGCCCUUUCGGGGGACCCUCCAGACAAGGCUGUCAGCCCGUAGACUGUGCUAAAUGUUGGACUGAGUAUGGAAUCCGCCACUUCCCCUGCUGCCCAUCGCCAGAGAGCAGCCCUCAGGACCCCGGUGUGGGCCAGGAUGGGGAAGGUGACCUGGGCCCGGCGGGCACGCCCAGAGGCUUGAGGGCCAGGAGGCGAGGGCCAGGGGCUGCCCCCGAAGGAGGUGGGACUCCGGAGCCCACCUUGCCAACCGCGACCAGCCCAAGAAGGGAUUUGGCUGCUGGGAUCUGGGGCCGGGUGGCGGGGUGCAGUGCCACCCGGGCCAAGAAGAGGAAGCCCAACUUCUGCCCACAGGAGAUGGAGCUGCUGGUGAGCAAGGUCAGCAAGCACCACCAGCUUCUGUUUGGCCCGGGGCUGCUGAAGGCAGAGCCCACCCGCAGGUACCGUGUGUGGAGCCGCAUCCUGCAGGCCGUGAACUUGCUGGGCUACUGCCAUCGUGACCUCGUGGACCUGAAGCACAAGUGGCGGGACCUGCGUGCCGCUGUGCGGCGCAAGCUGGGCGACCUCCACAGGCUGGCCCGUGGUCCGGGCUCUGGCAAGCCCCAGGCCCUGGCCCUCACACCAUUCUCCUGCCAGGCCUCGUCCUCCAAGGGCCUCGGCCAGGAGCCCCUCAGAGCUGCCCAGGCGGAGCCCGGUGACCUCCACAAGCUGUUCCAGGACACGUCGGCCAGCGUCUCCCGAAUCAGCUCCAAUGUGACCUCCUUGGAGCAGAGCCUCCGGUCCCUGGGGAUGCCGAGUGACACGCAGGAGCUGAGGGACAGCCUGCGCAUGGUGCAGCAGGAGACCAACAGAAUAGUGGCCACCAGCGCUGGUGCCCUGAAGCAGAUGGCAGAACUCCUGCAGGGCUGCCCCCAGCAGGAGCGUCUUCGGCUGAACUGCCUAAAAACUCAUCUCUCAGAUGCCAUUCAGCACUACGGAGUGGUGCAAAAGAAAAUUGCUGAAAAGUCCAGAGCACUACUUCCUACAGUGCAACGCAGUGGCAGGCAGCAGGGUCCCCAGGCCACUUUUGCUGAGCUGGCUGACGACGACAAGAUCCUUAGCGGGGGUGACAGCAUAUGGCAGGGCCAGGAGCAGGUGCUGCUUCCCGAGAUCACCGAAGAGGACCUGGAGGCCAUUCGGCUGCGCGAGGAGGCCAUCCUGCAGAUUGAGAGCAACUUGUUGGAUGUGAACCAGAUCAUCCAGGACUUGGCCUCCAUGGCGUCAGAACCAGGAGAUGCCAUCAACAGUAUUGAAGCCAGCCUUGGGGCUACGUCCUUGCACACAGAGGCAGCCAGCAAGCUCCUGGUUGGAGCCAGCCGGCACCAAUGGAUGAGGAGGACGAGGCCCCCAGCUCCAUGUGGCUCCCUCUGUGGACCCUGGAUGGGCCCAGCCUGCCCGAACCCGACCCCCUGGACCUGCGAGGAGCCUUCUCCGCGCCCACCUCCUCGCCCUCUCCACCCUCCUCCACAGCACCCCUGCCCUCCGGGAGACCCGCUGAGGCCUCUGAGUUUGAGCUGCGGCUGCUGGACUCCCACCGGCAGCAGGGUGCCCUGCUCGCCUCCUGGUCCCGGCAGCAGAACGCGUUGAUGGCGCAGCAGAACCUGCUCCUGCAGCGGCUGGCUGAGCAGAGCCAGCGGCUGGCCAAUGGUGUUGAGGCCCUCAACCGGACCCUCGAGAGGCUGGUGGAGGCCCACCCGAUGGGAGGAGGUUCACCCCUGGUCCUGGACAGCACCCCUGCUGGCGGAGUGGCCCAGGGACCUGCCAAAUGCAGCCCCCAGGACACCCACAUGGGCCUGGAGGUCUCAGGGAUGAUCCUGAAGGUGGAGGAGGCCUAGGGUCUGGUCCCUGGGGACCAUGGACAGAGCAGAGACAUUAGUCGUCCUCCGUUUAAGGGGCUGAGGGAGCCGUGGGUGAAGACGGGGCCUCGACGGAGCCAGAGGGGGCGUGGAUGCCUGCCUGUGGUCGCCCCUUCCAUGGCUGGCUCUGCGGGGCUCGGCGACGCGCUGGGAAAGGCUUCCCAGAGUCGGCCUGCCGGGGGCCAGGGCAGAGGCCACUCCGCGAGCUGCAGCCGGAGGAGGCGGAGGGGCACUGGCCGAGAGCCCGGCCUCUGGUCCUCACCUGCCUCUGACCAGCUGGGUUGAGGGCCAGGGAGGACACGGCGCCUCCGGCCGCUGACAGUGAACGAGCAGGUGGCCGCCCCUGCUCUCGGGUGGGCCGCCCUCCGUGCUCCCCGCUCAGGCCCUGCACGGAGGCCGGGGCCUUUCCCGGCUCCCAGCAAUUCCUCUGGCCGUUCCUCCUCUGGCCCUUGUGCGGCCCCUUGGGAUGGCGCCAACUUCCAGCGCUGCCGGGCAGGGCUCAGGCCGCAGCCACGUAGCAUGGGAGCCGGUGGGGCCGAGGGGAGAGCAUGUGGCCCUGUCCGCCAGCCUCGUGGGCCUGGCCUCAUGCCCUCUUCCCCUCUGCCUCCUCCUGACCCUGUCCUGGCUCCGCUGUGGCGCUGGUGGUCUAGGAUGCCCGCUUUCCUGCUCUGAGCAGCAGGACUGGCAGGGCUGAUAAAAAGCCUUAUCCGGAAGCAGGAGGCGGAAGUACCAGCGGGGGCUGGACAGGGUGCUGGUCCCAGGAUGCCCAGGGGAGCCCCAGGGCCAAGAAUAGCCGAGCCCAGGGGUCACGGGCCCAGUGGGAGGGAUCUCUUCCUGCUUUUCGGUUCCUACCACCGGCCGGCAGCAUGCCUGUGACCGUCCGCGGGACAGCCUCCGCCGCAGGACUCCGCAGCCGCCCACCCAGCCGCCGACUGCCGCACGGCCCGCUCGCCUGCCACCCCUCUCCUUCUGUGGGUCCAAGUGGCACCACUGAUUCCCCGUGGCAGCCUGUCACUCACAUGGCUCCUCCUGAGCAGCUUUCCUUCCACUCUACGAAGCCCCCUCUCCAUCUCAGGGCCGAGAAGCCCUCGAAAAUCCUCAUUCCAGGGGAAGGGAUGACCCUCCCGUCCACUAACAGAUGCACACGGUAGUGGACGUCUGCUCCCACAGCACCGAGCGCUGCUCCUUGGCCCCUGUUCCAGUGUCUGCCAGCCGGGCCCUGGUCGCACUGACCCUGACCUGACCGCGGUCCGCCCCGUAUCCCUACCUGGCCAGGCCCUAAGUGCUGAGACAGCGGAAACACCCCGCCGGGGAGGGCCCUCCUCCCAGGGCCGCCAUCUGCUGUAGACACAACACUAAACACGUGAAUGGUUGUUUGGUAACUGUUACUCUGAGUUGAAACUGGGUUCAGCUGCAUCUGACAGAGGCCCAGAAUGACGUGUGUGGAUGCCGCAGGCAUGGAUCUUACAGAAGAGAAGGUCGGUGAGGCAGAGCUGGCAGGUGUCCCCACGGGCCUCGGAGACCCCAGCGGUGGGCAGUCUCCGCUCCGCUGUGGUGCUGGUGGUCCAGGACGCCUGCUUUCCUGCUCUGAGCAGCAGGACUGGCGGGGCUAAGAAGGGUGCACCCUCCCGCAAGGACACCUCUGCUUGCGUCACAUCCCUUUGGCUGGAAGUGGGCCAGGUGCCCAGGCUGUGUUGCUGAGAAGCCAGGAAUGUCUGUGGUGUUGCCUAACAUGGAGGUUCUGUUACUGCGGGGGGCAGGGGGUGGGGUUGCCGAGCAGGCAGCCAGCAGCCCACUGUGGGGCUGACGGGAGACCCGCCAUCCUGAGGGCAGGGAGGCCUCUGAGGAAGGUAUCCAGGCAGAGGCCUUAAAGAUGACUUGGCAGCCAUCAGCGGGGGCAGGAGGGUGAGGGGCACGGCGUGGAGGGGGGCCAGCAGUGUGCAGGCAGAGAGUCAGCAAUGAGGUUGGGGAAAAGCCACCCGCCCCUGCUUUGGGCACAGAGAAAGAGCAUCUCCAGAGGGGAGCCAGCAAAGGCUGCAGUGCUGGGGUCAGGCAGUGUCCUGUGCCUCCAAAGGGCCCCGGGGCAGGGAAGGAAGGGUCCUGAUUUGGAGCUCCGGGAAGGUGUCAGUGGCCACCCCAGGACAUGGUCGUGCGGCAUCCUGUGACUUGACUGCAAGGCCUUUGUGGCAUGUUCCAGAAGCAGCAGGCAGGAGAGUGGCUGGGGUGGUUCUGUUAGAGCUCGGCAGGCUGCAGGUCCCCCCAGCCCUGGCCAGGUGGUCAAUGUGAGGCUGGAGCAGGGAUGAUAUUCAGGGUCGGGGGCGCCAGGGGCAGGCCUCCAGCCGGUUUCAGUGCUCCAAGUUCAUGCCCUUUACCCACACCGUGCUGCCUCCCCAGGAGGUGAGCCUCGUCCAUCCGACCCGGGAUGAGUGAGACCAGGUCCCCUCACUGGGGGUACUUCAGGGAGGGAGGGGGGCAGCUCAGACCUCCUGGCCUGUUGUGGGUUACGUAGCCAAGCGGAUCUCCUGCCGCAGAGCAGGAAAAAACCUGCGACUUCAAAUGCUUUGCUGGCCCACAGAAAGCAAAUAAAUAGCCAAUAGCCAGUCUCCACCCACCCCCAUCCUCCAACCCCAGCCCACCACCCCAAUCGAAAGGGCCUAUAUGGGAAGCGAGUGGAAAGCUGACCUGAGAUCCAGACCUGGCCGAAGCCCUUUCUGGGGGAACGGGCCUCGGCAGACCCCGGGUGCUCGGAGUGCGUGAGCCACUGAGAUGGCUCCGUCUGUAAGGGGGGCAGGCUGCUGGGGGAAUGGCAGAAAACAGAACAACAGUGUAAGGCCCUAUUAUGGGCUGAGUGGUGUCCCCAAAAUUCAUAUGUUGAGUCCUAACCCCCAGCACCUUACAAGGUGGCUGUGUGUGGAGAUGGGGUCUUUACAGAGGUGAUUAAGGGGAAUGAGGUCAUGUGGGUGGCCCUGGUCCAGUCUGACUGGUGCCCUUACAACAUGAGGCGAUGAGGACGAAGACCCGCACAGAGGGACGACCAGGUGAGGACAUGGGGAGAAGGUGGCAUCUGCCUGCCAAGGAGAGGGGCCUCAGGAGGGCCCAGCCCUGCGACACCUGGGUUGUGGCCGUCCAGCCUCCAGCCUGGGAGACAAUAGAAUCUGUUGACUGAGUCCCCGGCCUGGGGGAUUUGGGAACGUCAUGCAGUCUGCGCAGACCACCUCACACAGCUCAAAGGAUGUCAGCUGUGGGAAUUAGCUGGGUCACAAUGUCAGACAGUUUCUAAGAAGUAUUUUUAAAAGAUGAGAUCACAAACAUGAGCAAUAAUAGAUCAUCAGGAGUCACCGAGUGUGUGUGGAAAGGAUCAGUUACAGACUUUAAGAGCUCAGUGCGUAUGUCAGGCAGUGCAUUUGGUCCCAGAUGAGCAAGAAGUGGCAAGCUGGAGGCCUGUCUGGAGGAAAGUGCGUGGCGAGAGGGAGAAGGGGGCUGCGGCAGAGGGACCGAGACGGAGAUGGGUGAGAGACCCCACACCAUUGGAUGGAGGCCGAGGAGGAAUGGAGCUACUGCAGGAGAGGUGGCGAGGCCGCACCAGCCAGCCCUGGGGCUGCACGAACGCAGGAAGCACCUGAUGCCCAGCGGUGGGAACAGAAGGAUGAGGCCACAGUGAAGAGACGGCGGAUGCUGCACAGAAGGGACAGAAGGGGUGCGCGUCUCCUAGCCAGAAAGGGAAGGAGGGAUGGCGAUCUGCUCACAGCGGCUCAAGGUGGGCAGCCGGGCAGCAAUGAGGUACGUCUGCAAAGCAGUGGGAAGAUCAGUCAGUCGCCCUAGGGUGGUGCGCCCACAGAACUGCCUGUCAAGAACAAAGACAAAAUGCGGACAUUUCCAGACAAGUGAAAACUGUGAGGGUUUCCCACCCUCAAAGAGACUUUUGCUAAAGCAGUUGCUGAAGGGUGGGCGGCAGUUUGGAAACCGGGCUGGGAGGCUGGGAGGCUGGGAGUGAGGACGCUGGGCAGCGUGUAGGCAGACCUGACCAGUGACUGUGCAAGUAAUAAAGCUAGUCUGUGAUGAAAUAACCAUUCUGACACGAUGCCUACUUUGUGGGGUUAAAUUUUAGAAAGGACAGAACAGCAGCCAGACAGUGAUUACGUUUGUUAGGGGCCCGAGCUCGUGUUUCUUACAGGGAGGUUAAAUGCUGGUUGAUUUUAGCUCGUUAGUAACUAUAUGUGGGGGAAACUCAAGGGUUCCUUCAUUAAAAUUACAAACUUACACUCCAUAAAACACCCUGUGAAGAGGGUGAAAAGACAAGCUACUCCCUGGGAGAAAGUACUCACAGCUCGCACAUCCGAUAGGCUUGUAUCCUGAGCAUCGGGAACUCGGUUCUGCAGAAAGAAACACGAUUGAGCAAGAGAGCAGGCCCAAGGGGUGAGCAGACCCUCACCGAAGGGGGCAUGGGGUAGUGGGCAGGCAUCCGAGAUGCUCACCACCACCAGCCACUAGGAAACUGAGCCACAGCGAGGUGCUGCUCAGAAAGGCUCAGACAAGCGACGGGGGCCCCCGGAGGGGCUGGGCCAUUCUUGCACUGCCGGUGGGGAUGUGAGGUGCCAGAAGACUGGUGGAUUCUCAAACAUUUAAGUAUACACUUACAAUACUGCCCAGCAAUUGCACUCCUGGGCAUUUAUCCUAGAGAAACAAAACAGUCAUGUUCAUGCAAAAACCUGCACACAGGUGUUCCUAGCAUCUUUACUGUAACAGUCCUAAUUGGA
Messenger RNA from Manis pentadactyla (Chinese pangolin), 7943 nucleotides. RefSeq names its product t-SNARE domain containing 1 (gene TSNARE1). NCBI's taxonomy places the organism in Eukaryota, Metazoa, Chordata, Mammalia, Pholidota, Manidae. Gene Ontology annotation, cellular component: nucleus; membrane. Gene Ontology annotation, biological process: vesicle-mediated transport. The record is from RefSeq and is a predicted model, not a curated record.